This is a messenger RNA of Teleopsis dalmanni, 1512 nucleotides long. Its product is annotated as glutamic acid-rich protein-like. Lineage: Eukaryota; Metazoa; Arthropoda; Insecta; Diptera; Diopsidae. The transcript has 8 exons. The record is from RefSeq and is a predicted model, not a curated record. Bases 491 to 1333 code for a protein of 280 amino acids.
UUUUUUAUUUUUGAUUUAUCAGUUUUGAAAACUUGGAUAAGGAAGAAUUUUUGAGGGACGAAACUUUUUCUAUUUGUAAGUUUUGUUAGUUUCAAAUAUAGAACAGGAAUAAUUAUUUUUCAGACGAAAUUCUUUGACUUAUAAGGAUUCCUUAGGUCUGGGAUCUAUAUAACUUCCUUAAGUCUGGGAUUUCAAUUAAUUUUCGAAAACUUGGAUUAGGAAGAAUUUUUGAGGGACGAAACUUUUUCUAUUUGUAAGGUAGUUUUAAAAAAUAAGCUGAGGUUUGAAAACGAAACCUUUUCUAUUUAUAAGAGGAUUCCUUAGGUCUGGGAUCUAUAUAACUUCCUUAAGUCUGGGACCUCAAUUAAUGUACUUUUUUCAGCUCUGAGUAAAAGUUUUAAAAUUUUAAACCUUUUCGACGCAUUGGAAAAUCAUUUUAAGAAGGUCUUGAUCCUGUACAAUGGUGUGUUAUCUGUGAAUUCGGUGUUUAAUGAUUUUAUACAAGGAGUCUUAUCAAAUAAUGCCUUCAGAAAGUGAUACCCGUAAUAGAUCGGUCCCACACCGUAUUACCUAUAAACUGGCUGAUCAAAAACCUGAAAACGAACGUGUGGUUGGUAAGAGAGCUUUGCCAAAAACAAGUGUUCCGUACAAAAAAUGUAAGGUCUGCUGUGAUGGUGAAAAAUCUAGGGGAAAUAUACCGCCGAAAAAUACCGCCAAGAAAAGAAAAUGGAACCAUGAAAUGGAUACUGUGCACACAGCCAAACGUAAAUGUAGGGCAAAAGGCUUAGAAGAUCAAACCUUAUUAGAAGCAAAUCGUAACUUAGACGAGACGAACAACCAAGAAAUGAAACAAGAAAUAAGCUUUUGUGACUGCAAGAAAGUAAAAGAAACAAAAGAAGAUUUCUCCACCACCGUGAAAAAUCAGAAUAUGGAAGAAACUGACAAAAAAAAACGUGUAAAGAAAAUACCGAAGAAAAUGGUGGUGAAUUCUGAUUAUAAGACAAAGCUACGUCCUCGAGCUCCCGUUAUUAAUCAAAAAGACAACGGUGACGCUCAAGAAUUGAAAAAGAAUAAACAUGAGGAAAUGAAAGUGAAGUGUGAACAAGAUCGGAAGAAGAAAGGUGAAUUGAAGAAAAGUGUUAAGGCUAAGCAUGAGAAGGCUAAGCGCGGAAGAAAAAAUAAAAAAAAGCGUAAAAAGGGUAAAGGUAAAGAAAAAAUUGAAGGGGAGCAGGAAAGGAAAAAUGAAGAACAGAAGGAAACAACUCGUGAAGGCAAAAGUGAAACGACCACUUUAUAUAUCAUAAAAUUAACAACAACUAAACGUGUCCCGUGAUAUUUGGAUACAAUGUAAUUAAAUUUUUUUUUGAAAACGUGGACGAUUUCAAUGCUAACUGCAAAAAAUUUUCGAAAUUGUGAUGUGUGUAUGUGAUGAUUAGUAAAACUAUAAGUUUUACAGUGCUUUAUUUCGAAAAUUGUAAUUGUGUCAAUAAUUAAAACUGAAUUAUCUUUUCA